AUGCACCCCUCUGCUUCACCGAUGGUGCUGCCAGAGCUCACCAGUGGGUCCAACUCACCCUCGAUCUCGUCUCUGGAUACCGCGUCGGAUACCGAAUCCGUGGCGAUAGAGGAGCACACAUGUUUCCGAAGUGGCGAGGGAUCAUGGCCGAAGUCCCAUCAUCCUGGGAGGCUCCACCGUGGGAAGAUCACAGUCUCAAAGAUCGACGUCGUCGUGGAGUACGGCAGCGGCGUCGCAGAUCUCGGGAAAUCCGUCCUUGGGGGAGUCCAGCAUGAGCCGCCGCGACUGAAUGGCGCAAGGAGAGAUGACAUGGUCAAAUCAGGAAGAUAUACGUGUUUGUUCCAUCCUCUGGACUGUCACGAUGCCUUUGACGAUGAGGCAGAAUGGAGGACCCAUGUCUUGAGCCAUUUUCGGACGCACCCAACGCCAAAAACGGCACGAUGUCCCAUCUGCCCAGACACGGAGUUUGUCGACCAAGGUCUUGCUUCAGAUCAAUCUUCCAGAUCUGACUCGGACUCGUUGACGUAUCACGACCUGUCGGGCACUCUCUCCACGCGCCCAAAGGAGGUAUCAUCGCAGGGCUCUCCUGUCUCAGCCUCGGCCUGGGAUUGUCUGCUCAGCCAUGUUGCCACGGAACAUUACCAGCACGGUCAGACGCUGGCAGGAAGUAGACCGGACUUGAGCUCAUGCGCUACAUGUAUGGGCGACGGAUCAUCACCGACGCCCAGUUCAAAGCAAUUCAGUUGGCGCCUGCACCGUCGAGUCCGGCGUAUCACCGCUCCCAGGAUGGGGUGCGGGCAAAUAUUGGCUCUGCAGAUGAGCCAUACUGUGCGCCCUAUAGUCGUCGACGAGAAGAUAGAAUGCGGGGGCAGCAAAGAGGGAUCAGCUUGGUUCUUUGAACUGCGAGUGAUCGACCUUGAAUCCUCCGAUGAUGAAGCUUGA
Molecule: messenger RNA, 942 nt
Organism: Penicillium oxalicum
Lineage: Eukaryota; Fungi; Ascomycota; Eurotiomycetes; Eurotiales; Aspergillaceae
Exons: 2
Coding region: 1-942 (313 amino acids)
Source: RefSeq, a predicted model, not a curated record